Fulvia fulva is the source of this 930-nucleotide messenger RNA. Its product is annotated as Peroxisomal acyl-coenzyme A thioester hydrolase 1. Lineage: Eukaryota; Fungi; Ascomycota; Dothideomycetes; Mycosphaerellales; Mycosphaerellaceae. Gene Ontology annotation, cellular component: peroxisomal matrix. The transcript has 2 exons. Gene Ontology annotation, molecular function: fatty acyl-CoA hydrolase activity. Bases 1 to 930 code for a protein of 309 amino acids. The record is from RefSeq and is a predicted model, not a curated record. Gene Ontology annotation, biological process: fatty acid catabolic process; acyl-CoA metabolic process.
AUGGAGGGCUCUGGUCAAAUCGAGGCGCUGAAUAUGGAGGAGCUUCUCAAGCUUCGCGCUCUCGGUUCAAACAUCUGCACGAACGCCUGUGAUCCGUGGCUACCGCUCGGAGCGCAGGGUAUCUACGGAGGCACGAUGGUUGCGCACUGUAUAAUGGCUGCUCGGGCUACUGUGCGGGGCGAUUGCUCCAUUGCGAGCCUACGCAGUACUUUCGUGCAAGGAGGAGCGCCAAGAACUCCAAUUCAUUAUAAGGUCGACGAGCUUGAAGCAGAUGCCUCACUGCCUCUGCGAGCUGUACGGGCAUCCCAAAAAGGUCAAUGCAUCUUUACGGCUGUCGUUAGGUUCCAGAUUCGGCCACACCAGGACGCGCGGGACUCUCUCGCCAUGCAUCAGGCGACAAGCAGAAAAGUCAUGGGCCCCGUCAAGGACGGCGGAGGUGCGGCAGAGUGUCCGUACAUCUGCAGCGAUCUUGAGGUGUCGUCCGAUCCCCAAAACAGUCCUCAGGACAUCACAAUAUCUCAAUGGGUAAAGGUUCGCCGGCCGCUCAUGCUCGACGAUCCCAUGGCACAGCUUGCGGCGAUAGCCUACAUGAGUGACAACUACCUCCUUCCCAUGGCGACCCGCGUACACGGCAUCCACUGGGUACGCGACCCGGAAGUACUACCUUCCUCGCUCAAGCCUUCGCAGCUGCAACCCAUUGAUGAAGGCGUGAAUUUGAUGGUCUCGCUCGACCAUACCAUACUCUUCCAUCCAGUGGCAGAGGCUGUCCGCGCGGAUGCCUGGAUACGUCCCGAGAUGCAGUCUCCGUGGGCAGGACAUGAAAGAGCUUUGGUUUCGCAGAGAAUGUUUGCGGCAACGGGUCACUUGAUAGCAACAGUAUACCAGGAGGGUGUGCUGCGAAUGAAUCAGCCCGCAUAUCCGAUGCUCUGA